AUGGCAACGCCAAAACUGGGACCGGACCAGCAAACUAAGAAACUUCAAGUCUACCUCACUCUGGUGUUGUUUCUAGCCAUUCUUCUGUUGCUCCUCUUCGACACCAUUGUCUCACAGCCCAUCAUCAAGACUCUACCUGGCUUUCCCAGAGAUCUUCUGUUCAAACUUGAAACAAG
Molecule: messenger RNA, 176 nt
Organism: Ilex paraguariensis (yerba mate)
Lineage: Eukaryota; Viridiplantae; Streptophyta; Magnoliopsida; Aquifoliales; Aquifoliaceae
Source: the annotation of a GenBank genome assembly